CUCAUCGUCCUUGACAUCAUUUCUAACUCCGCUUUUUGUGGUGUGACUUUCGCUUUUCUUGUUGCAUUAGUAUUUUAGCAACAAGAUCCUGUUGACUGUCCAAAGCUUCACGCAGUAUAUAUUUUUAUCUAUAUAGAAUUAUACUUUUAGUUUUAAAUUGACUCGGUGUGAGAUGUGGUAUAAGGCCUAAACCGACGAAACGAACGAUUGUUGUGUUGUCUAUCAAGGUGUUAUUCUUGCCUUCAUAGCCAAGUUUUCAUGUUGCAGUUUGAGUAUUACCAUCCUUCACGAUGCAGAAAUAGCAAGUGUAUGUAACUAACAAAGUCAAAAACCUUAUUAGCUAUAGCUAAAUAGUAGUAUGGCACCAAUGUCUUUGUUUUCAAUGCAAGUGAUAAGACAGGUUCAUAGUGUAAAGCUGUGGCUAAAGAUGAAGCCUAUGCCAAGACCACCAUGGCUGGCAAUAUACAGAAAUUGCAGCUCCAUUCACAAGGUCCUCAAACCGAAGAAACCCAAAGGACAAACCCACAAGGUUAAGCAUUUUGUGGACUAUAAGAAUGUGGUGGUUAAAGCAGGCUCUGGUGGUGAUGGCUGCAUGUCAUUUGCACGAGAACCUUGCAAAGAAUGGGCUGGACCAGAUGGUGGUGACGGUGGAAAUGGUGGACAUGUUAUAUUUCAAGCCAGUACAAACUGCAAAUCCCUUGCUCACUUCAAGUCAGUGAUCAACGGUGAGAAUGGAAUUAAAGGAGGGCCCAAAUGCUGUCAUGGCAGAAAUGCAGAGCACACAUAUUUGGAGGUUCCUAUAGGCACCAUUGUGAAAACAGACUCUGGAACUAUUAUUGGUGACCUUGAAAAACAGGGUCAGAUCUGCAUUGUGGCACGUGGUGGUGCUGGAGGGAAAGGCAACCAUUUCUUUUUGUCAAAUGAGGAACGUGCACCAACAAAAGCAGAGGAGGGUGCACAAGGUCAGCUCCUGAGGUUAAAGAUCGAGCUUCGCACUAUGGCACAUGCUGGUUUGAUUGGGUUUCCAAAUGCUGGUAAAUCCACUUUGCUUCGAGCUAUCUCAAGAGCACGUCCAAAGGUUGCAGCAUAUCCAUUCACCACUCUCAAUCCACAUGUUGGCAUUGUUGAGUAUGAUGAUUAUGAACAAGUUUCUGUUGCUGACAUUCCUGGACUGAUCAAAGGUGCUCACAUGAACUAUGGUCUAGGUAUCUCUUUUCUUCGGCACAUUCAGCGGUGUGCCUGCCUACUGUAUGUUCUUGACCUGGCUGCAGAAGAGCCUUGGGUACAACUGGAAGAUCUAAAAUUUGAACUUGAGCAGUAUGAGACUGGCCUGUCUGAAAGGCCUCAUGUUAUUGUUGGCAACAAAGCUGACUUACCUGGAGCAGAAGAAAAGGUGAUGGAAUUACGUAAAAAUGUUCAGCUGCCUGUGAUCGCUAUUUCUGCUAAAUACCGAAGGGGCAUGGAGCCAUUGUUGGACUACUUGUACAUGAUGUAUAAUCAACAUGUGAAGAAAAGUAUUUCACAUUAAAGAUAUUUGAUGUUUU
This is a messenger RNA of Pomacea canaliculata, 1544 nucleotides long. Its product is annotated as mitochondrial ribosome-associated GTPase 2-like. The record is from RefSeq and is a predicted model, not a curated record. The transcript has 6 exons. Lineage: Eukaryota; Metazoa; Mollusca; Gastropoda; Architaenioglossa; Ampullariidae. Gene Ontology annotation, cellular component: mitochondrion. Bases 359 to 1528 code for a protein of 389 amino acids. Gene Ontology annotation, molecular function: GTP binding; magnesium ion binding; GTPase activity.